CAGCAGGCAUAUGUUUUACAGAACACGCAAAUGUACACAAUACGAAAGUAAUCAACUAAUGCGCCGAGCGAAGUGAGACCUUUCCGUAUUUUUGUUGGGUAGUUACAGUUGUGAAGGGCUCCUGUGAUAUAAUGCAUUGUCAUCGGGCUUUCAGAAUACCCCCACCCAGUUAUUGAGAAUGGGUCGCGCCAGCUGCGCAGGCGGCAGAAGACGCGCAGAUUGGAUCUAUCAGAGGAGAACAGCCCUGUUCCCGUCUGCGCGUCGCAUCUGAGCCCGUGGACCGACCCGCCGAAACGAGGGGAACGACCUGUUCUGCGCCCCAAAUUUAAUGUACCGCUCAGGGUUUUUAAAACAAAGGAACCAGCAUGUUAUGUUGUUGAGGGAGAAGACGAGCGUUUUUUUCUUUGCAAAGAGGACAAUAUUUUCAAGCGUGAAAAGGUCAGUCUGUGUUCAGGGAUCCCAGUCUGAGUGACAUGGAAUGUCAGAUCGUCUGAGAACCUUCUGGCUGAUACACAUAUCAAGAAAACCUCUCCACCAUCCCCUGUAGAUAUGCAAAAGGAGGCAGGCACUGCCCCAGGCAGCUUGUCAUCCUCUCGGGGUCCUAGUGCCCCUGGGUCACCAGCCGUCACAAUCGUGGCCAAAAUGGACAACCAGGUGAUUGGGUACAAGGAUCUUGCUGCCAUUCCCAAAGACAAAGCCAUUCUGGAGGUGGAGCGACCUGAUUGGAUGAUCUAUGAGCCGCACUUCAGCAUCUCCUCUCUGGACCGGUCUGAGCUCUCCAGGAGUCGCGAGAGGUCCGUUUCGCCGCACUCUAUCUCGCCUCCACCCUCCCCAGGGGCCUCAGGGGGAGAGCAGAGGGAGUUGCUGGAGCAGAGGUCCCUUGGGGGGGACUCCACGCUGGGCUCCACAGCCCAGAUCCGCAAAGUCAGCGCCUCCAAGGGCCCCAUACAGCACUUUCACCGGCCAGACAAUGGCACCAACAUCUAUAAGAAGCCGCCAAUUUACAAGCAUGAUGUCUCCAUGGCCGCCCCGCAUGUCAAGCACCGAGGUGACCUCAUCAUCGCAUCCUCCAAAUUCCCUGCUGCCCAGCCUCCAGACCCCAGCCAGCCUUCCAAAAUCGAGACGGAGUACUGGCCCUGCCCCCCCUCACUGGCUGCCAUGGAGAUCGAGUGGAGGAAGAGGAAGACAAGACAUGGGGGGACAGAGGAAGAGGAAGAUGAUGAAGGGGAUCUGACAGAAGACACCAGGCGUCUGCAGCAGCAGGAGCUAGACAAAAUCCAGUCUAACCUGGGGAAGUUAAUUCUGAAGGAGGAAAUGGAGAAAUCGGUGCCCUUCCGCAGAAAGACCCGCUCACUGCCUGACAGAACACCCAUGCACCUGGGUUCAAAUUCCAACACCUCCAAAGCCAACACCCUCCCGGCCUGCAGCAGAAGCGGCCUAACCCGGCUGCAGUCGGCAGAGUUUCCCUCCUCUGGGAAUGACAGGGAAAGGCCAGGUGUACAGAAUGGAGAGACCCAGAGGGGCCGCAUGGACCGGGGAAAUUCCCUCCCCAGCAUCUUGGAGCAGAAGAUCUACCCCUACGAGAUGCUCAUCGUCACCCAUAGAGGGCGCAGUAAACUCCCUCCCGGGGUGGACAGGACCAGGCUGGAGAGACACCUGUCCCCAGAGGAGUUCCACCACCUGUUCGGAAUGACCAUCGCAGAGUUUGACCGCCUGUCGCUCUGGAAACGGAACGAGUUGAAGAAGAAGGUUUCGCUCUUUUAAAUGAGAGGAGAGGCGUUUCUCCCGAAUGCCUUUGUGUUCCCUGAGAAACCAGGAAAAAAAUCUGUUCCUUUACCAGGCAAAUAAAACUGUUGAAAUGCUUAAUCUGGGAGCAGGAUGGGAAAUCCCUGCAUGGCACGACCAUGCUGUAACACAUCUUUAACACAAGUCCCACCGCCGAGUUUUCUAACGCCGGCUUUCUAACUAAUCACACAUGUAGGCCACUGCCUUCUGUUCCUGCCUCUCUCUAUAACUGCGUCCGCAAAGCAUAUGAAGUUUACAAAGGGCUGUAUGUCAGAUAUUGCUUUUACAUCUACUGUCCCAUCCUCCUGGACAGCAGGGCAUCUGUUUCUGGGUUGGCUCAGAGAUGCAGCAGAAUUCUUGAGCUCAGAGCCUUUCCUCACUGCACAGGCUUGCCUUGUGCUGCCCACAAUGAGUCAGUUAUGAAAAAAAAAAAGGUCCCAGUUACUGAAUCUCUAAUCUAAAAUGCGUAGUCACAGUGUCUCGUGAGCGUAUUCAUGUUGUGGAAAAAAAACGAAUUUAAAAAGGCACCGAGCUGUUACAGCAGUUCAGCCAUAUAAUCACGCAGACUCACAUCCAGUUGGAAAAACAGUUUCAUACGUUUCUUUCAAAAGAAAUGAAAACUUUCUUUUCAAAAGCAAAUGAAAUUACUUUUGGUUCAAGGGGGUGAGGACUUUUCAUUUUCAUUUGAAAUGGCACUUGAUGUGAUCCAUUACCGAUUACAAGUAGCGAAACACCAAUAAUUGAUUUUUCUGAUAUAGUGUCCCAUGGGCAUUCUGAGUUCUGCCUUUUGUAGGUAACACCGUCACCAUUUCUUUCAGCUUAAACAGAGCAGUAUAUAAUCUGUAUUUCCUAUCACUUGAGUUUGAUUCUUCUGUUUUUGUGAAUGCCACUCUUCUGAUCAGCUCUGUGAUCCUAAUUUGAAGUAUUUUCCUUGAAGAAAGUUUCAGUCAUUCUGAUUCUCAGGAUUUUGGAAGGAAGGUGGGUGGUGGUGAACAGCGCUUGUUAUUUAUUUAUACCAAUAAUGCUUGUACAUGGUAAACUUGUUGCCUACUGGAAAGGGGCAACAGAGGAAAUAAAGGCCUGUGUUUUUGAUUGGUGUA
Megalops cyprinoides (Indo-Pacific tarpon) is the source of this 2885-nucleotide messenger RNA. RefSeq names its product dematin-like. Lineage: Eukaryota; Metazoa; Chordata; Actinopteri; Elopiformes; Megalopidae. Gene Ontology annotation, biological process: lamellipodium assembly; actin filament bundle assembly; cytoskeleton organization. The record is from RefSeq and is a predicted model, not a curated record. Gene Ontology annotation, molecular function: actin filament binding. Gene Ontology annotation, cellular component: actin cytoskeleton; plasma membrane. The transcript is spliced from 17 exons. Bases 550 to 1764 code for a protein of 404 amino acids.